AUGACCAUCCAAACGCUCCGCGAGAUCUCUGCGUAUAAUCUGCGCACCUUCAAACGCAACUAUGUUGCCGAAAUCUCAGGAUCACUCGGCGACUUGGGCACUUUUCUACCCAUCGCGAUUGCGCUGGCUGUCAAUGGCAGCGUGUCACUGGCCAGCACGUUGAUUUUCUCCGGAGUGUACAACAUCCUGACGGGUCUCUUCUUUGGCAUUCCACUGCCGGUGCAACCCAUGAAAGCCAUCGCCGCGGUGGCCAUUGCCCGCAAUUUUUCCAGCGGCGCAAUUGCGGCUGCGGGGAUUUUUGUCGGAGGUUGUCUGCUGGUCUUCAGUCUGACCGGUCUGCUUCGCUGGUUCGCCAAUGUCAUUCCUGUCCCCGUUAUCAAGGGCAUCCAGACCGGUGCGGGCCUGUCAUUGAUCCUCUCGGCAUGUGGUGGCAUGCUGCAUCCACUGGGGUGGGUGGAACCAUCCUGGGCGGACAAUCGAAUUUGGGCGAUUGUGGCAUUCCUCGCAUUGAUGAUCACCAGUGUCUGUGGGCGGGUCCCAUAUGCACUGGUGCUAUCUGCCAUCGGGUUGGUAUUUGCAAUCAUCCGCACCGCGGUGGCGGAGCACCUCCCUGCGUUGGGUAUUUGGCAUCCAUGGUUGGUCGUUCCCACAUCUCAUCAGUGGUGGAUGGGUGCGGUAGAUGCGGGUAUCGGACAGAUUCCCUUGACGACGCUCAACUCGGUUGUUGCGGUUGUGUACUUGGCAGGCGAUCUGCUACCCAAUGUACAGACUCCAUCCAUCUCCCAUGUCGGGUUGAGUGUGGCUGGAAUGAAUCUCUUGGGCUGUUGGUUCGGAGCCAUGCCGGUCUGCCAUGGAUCCGGCGGAUUGGCCGCACAGCACCGCUUUGGUGCUCGUUCCGGCGCCAGUGUCAUCUUCCUGGGAAGUCUCAAGCUGGUCAUCGGCGUAUUCUUUGGAAAAUCCUUGAUUGAUCUACUCAGGCGCUUCCCUCAUGCCUUCUUGGGGGUCAUGGUCAUUGCUGCGGGACUGGAGCUCUUAAGUGUGGGAGAGAGUCUCAACACACGGGGGGCUAGGGAUCUCAGUGGGACUGAAGGUUCUUGCAGCGAGGAGGAACGAAAGCGUCGGUGGACCGUGAUGAUGGUCACCGUCGGCGUUUUGGUCGGGUUCAAGAACGAUGCGAUGGGAUUUCUGGCCGGGAUGUUUUGUCAUUGGGCGUACCAAAUCCCCAGCUGGUGGGAACAAGGACGCAGUCGCUUGUCUCAAGGGCGCCUUCGUCUCCCCUGA
This is a messenger RNA of Penicillium oxalicum, 1281 nucleotides long. RefSeq names its product putative sulfate/molybdate transporter. Gene Ontology annotation, biological process: molybdate ion transport. The transcript has a single exon. The record is from RefSeq and is a predicted model, not a curated record. Bases 1 to 1281 code for a protein of 426 amino acids. Gene Ontology annotation, molecular function: molybdate ion transmembrane transporter activity. NCBI's taxonomy places the organism in Eukaryota, Fungi, Ascomycota, Eurotiomycetes, Eurotiales, Aspergillaceae.